Messenger RNA from Cyphellophora attinorum, 819 nucleotides. RefSeq lists its product as uncharacterized. Lineage: Eukaryota; Fungi; Ascomycota; Eurotiomycetes; Chaetothyriales; Cyphellophoraceae. The record is from RefSeq and is a predicted model, not a curated record. The transcript has a single exon. The coding region runs from base 1 to 819 and encodes 272 amino acids.
AUGUUGUGGAUGUUCGAUGGAAAGACCAUGAUCGACACCAAACGUCGGCGAUUCGUUAGGAAGUCAUCAAAGUCUGCGACUGAGACUCCGAGGAGGCCUUUCCACUCGCACGACGGGGUUGACAGGAGUGUUCGACUGCCGUACUGCAACACAACGGGACAGGCGUGUCUGCCCGCACCAAAUUGCGAUAGGGAGGUCAUGGUCAGUCCGAGACGUCCACGGAGAGAGACGCUGGAGCAGUCUCUUCGUCACGUAGAGAUAUCUGGAAGUGGAACUGGAGCGGUGGUGAUCAGAAAUCAUGCAGAACCGCCUCUACGACAAGAGCUCUCCACUGCCUUGGGCUCGGUGAACGAGACUCAGACCACAUCCAUCCCAUACCGGCCUUCUGCUCCCUUGUCGAGUGUGCAAAGUGAUCGUGACAGAGCAAUCGCUCUGCGGCACGCGCUAGACGUCAAGCUGGGCGCAGCCAACCCAUCAAUGCUGUACGCAACAUCGAAUCAGGGCCCUGAACAAAUUCGGCCUCAAUCAACGCUAGUCGAUCGAGGAAACGAGAAGUAUAUCGUGCUCGAUCAGUCCACACCAUCACGACCACAAGUUCAUGGCGAGCCAGAUCAACUACCACUGCCGGAACUAUAUUGUGCAGAGUUCUGGAAUGAUCCCAAUGGACACAUCGAUGUGCUUCUGCCGGCUCCGCCGACGAGUCUGACAGAGGCGUUCCGCUUGGAAACAGAGCAGUUGCUUAUGAUCGAGGAGUUCAAUGAAGUCCUGAGAGCUCACGGGAGGCCUCUUUACCGAGGAAGGUGGUAUGGAUGGAUUUGA